AUGCAGACCUUGUCGCGCACUAGCCACGCCACGGCGAUUGCGCUUGCUGCGCGCGCGCUCGCGCGCGCGUCGACGAGAACGCUGGCCGCGGGCCUGCGAUCGCCAACCGCCCGCGCGCUAACGCUCGGCGCGACCCCCGCCGCGAUGCGCGUCCGCAUCGCGCCGCGGCCGCGAUCCGUCUCCCGCGCGGCCGCACGAGGGCAGGAUGCGCCCGUACCAGCGAUCGGCGCCGCGCGCACGCGCCGCUUCGCGUGGCCCCGCUACUUCGCCCGGCGGCCGCAUACGCGGCGCCCGGCCCGCCGCCCCGGCCGCACCCGCACGCGCCGCGACCGCGCGCGCGAUCGCCCGCUGCGCUCGCCGCAGUCACGCCGCCGCCGCGCGCCCGCGCGCGCCGCGCUCCGCGUUGUCGCACCGCGCCGCCGGAUCGCCCUACGCGACGGCCGCCGCGCCCCGCACGGCCGAAGCGCGCACGGCGCAGGCGCAUGCGUGCGUGUUCCCGCGGUAGCGAUCGCCCCGCCGCGACCGCCGGUCCGCGCCGCCGUUCCCGCGCCCCGGCACUCGCCCGGCGCGCGCUCGCCCGCCGCCGCGAUCGCGUAG
Messenger RNA from Dicrocoelium dendriticum, 597 nucleotides. Lineage: Eukaryota; Metazoa; Platyhelminthes; Trematoda; Plagiorchiida; Dicrocoeliidae. The record is from the annotation of a GenBank genome assembly.